This is a messenger RNA of Nomascus leucogenys (northern white-cheeked gibbon), 3088 nucleotides long. RefSeq lists its product as uncharacterized. The record is from RefSeq and is a predicted model, not a curated record. Lineage: Eukaryota; Metazoa; Chordata; Mammalia; Primates; Hylobatidae.
CAACUUUCACUGCCAUCGGGGACAAACGCUGCUUCAUCCAAGCUGCUGACCUCCUCAUGGCCGACUUCAAAGUGCUCAGUAGUCAGGACAUCAAGUGGGCCCUGCAUGAGCUCAAAGGACACUAUGCGAUCACCCGCAAGGCCUUGUCUGAUGCCAUUAAAAAAUGGCAGGAGCUAUCACCAGAAACCAGUGGAAAAAGGAAGAAGAGAAAACAAAUGAACCAGUAUUCUUACAUGGAUUUCAAGUUUGAACAAGGUGCAUGCAGGAGCUGCGGCAGGGGCUGCUGGUGUGGCAGCAGGAGGAGCCCUCUGAGUUUGACUUGGCCUACGCCGACUUCCUCUCCCCGGGCAUCAGCAUGCUGCGGCUCUUUGAGACCUUCUUGGAGACGGCACCACAGUUCACGCUGGUGCUGGCCAUCAUGCUGCAGAGCGGCCGGGCUGAGUACUACCAGUCCUACGGGAGGCAACCGCCUCAGUAACGAUCCUAAUUGGAUCCAACUGGGGAACUCCAGAAAGUUUCAGUAACAAAUUUGCAACGGUUCUGGGCCUUUUAAUAUGGAUUCACAAAAGAUAAUGAGGCUGUCCUGUCAUUUCUACCCUAUGGAUGAGGAAACUGACAUUCAGACAGUCCAUGGGAUCUACCCACUCUGUCAUAAAGAACCGAAGGACCAACAUUCGUGACAGGACCUCCCGUUUUGCAUUUCGUUUUCAGAUGUGCCUAGAAGAAGGAGACAACAGCUUCUUGGACUGUUGAAACCUGUUUCUGCUUGAGUUGUCAAGAUAUCACCUAAAUCCUAUCCACAUUUUGUGCACCGGGUUUGUGGACGCCUACCACCAUUCAUUCAUUGCAGUGGCUCAGAGAAGAUGAAAAGAGGACUCUUUGUGGCCAAUGAAGAUCCUUGACAGAGCUCAGAUGACCAGAGUGGACUGGCUUCUACCCUAAAUACACAUCACGAUAUUUCUUGCUCUGACCUUGCUUCACUUUAUACAACACCACACAGCUCGAGAGUGGCAGAGCUGCUGUGGGAACCCGAAUGCCAUCUGACUCCAAAGCCUUACUCUCAACCACCACUCUGAUGCCUCCUAUUCUUUCCUGAAAUCUUCAGUAUAGUCAUUAUUAUGAAGUAAAAAAAAAGAAAAAGGAAGGAAGGUAGAGGGAGCCCCUCUGUCUCCAUUCUUGGUUUCCGUGAAGAAGCUCCAGUCCAUUUUCAGGGGUGUGCUGUUGGUGUAUCACAUUUUCUGGCCCACUCUCUCCCAUUUCUGUCACUCAUUGUCCCCCAGGAAGAAGCGAUAUGUGGAUGAUAAGACUGGAAGAAACCACUCUUACGUUCGGUGGUGUGCUGGUAAAUGUUUAACAGCUGGCUUUGGGGCAGCGAGAAAGCACUGGAUUGUAGCAUGUGCCGAUCUCCAUGGUGUAAAAACAUUUCCACCAUAGCUGCUUCCAAGUAUGUAAAUUGUACCUCAAUAAAGCCAAUUUAAAAAGUAAAGUCAACCAGUUUGUGAAACUCUUGAGACUUUAACAUUCAGUCCAGCAAGCUGUUACCUACUGGAUCCAGCAACACACAACCCGUAACAUGGUGAGCUGGGUCUCAGCUCCCCACUCUUCACAGACCCCAGAGCUCUCUCCCCUUUGCGAGGUUCCUCAUCCAUCCUUCCAUUGCUUCUGCUGCUGCCCUGAAGGCAUCACGUCUCUCCCCUCUCCUCCUGGGGCACCUCUCUUAACAGUUUAGGACUUUGAGGAGUUUUGCCUUUCACAAAAAGAAAGAAAGAAGGGGGGAAAAAGGUUGUGUCUCAGCAGCUUUUGCUGUCUACCCUGCAGCACAAAUUCCACUUGAUGGAGGAACACAAAGGUCGGACUCCUGAUGUGAAGAGGAGAAAAGGAAAUUCGAAUUUGGAAGGAGCUCUACUCUCCCCUGCUCUGUCCUCCACAAGAGAAUGGGGCAAAACAUUCUUUAGUCUAUACCUCUGUCCCACAUGUGUUGCCAAAGACCGCAGUGCCUGGUGGGUGACAUCUCUCCAGGCUUUUGAAGACAUCUGAGCCUGGAUUUUGAGCACAUUCCUGAUCUCCCUACUGGGAGGGUCUUCUCCCUCAAGGUCUGCCUUCUGACAAGCCCUAGGUCUUUCCCACCUCCAGUGGCUGGGUGGGCCGGGGCGAGGCGGGUCAGGGUAGAGAUGUGAGCGCAUUGUGAUUGGCAGCCCCACUAGAACCCCGUGGAGUGGAGAAGUGACCUUCUUCAAAGGAGGGGAGCAUGCAGUUUCUGGAAGGAGGAAGGAUGCGGUGAGAACCAAACGCAUCCAUGCAGGAUUUCAAGUCUAAACGACCUACUCCUGGCAACCGAAGCUGGAGUAAGCAUAAGAAUGUAAGAGAUGGGGGCUUCGGCGAGGGCACGUGACCAAAACCUCCCAUAACACUCCACCUGCCCCAGUCCAGCCAGCUUGCUGUCCACAGUGUGCCCACCAGUGUAUCAAACCUCAGCACUUUAUUUCCUGGGAUCCUGGCCGGGCUCCCAUUAACCUCCUGUGUUGUCCCCACAGCUCCUGUACAUGGGAGAGAGCCUGCUUUGGGCCAGAUCCCAGAGCUGGGCCUAAUUUGUGAUGAGAUGCCCUGGGAGGCAAGCGUGCUUCAGCAUGUACCCGAUCAAUAGCCGGACACCCAGGUCCAGAGGUGUCUGAGUCCGUCAGCAGGACGUUGGGCAGGUCUAGGUUCAGAACCUCUGCAGUUUUUCCCUUGGCUUUCCUGGGGCUUGUCCACAGCGCCCCCUGCUGCCCAUUUUUGGUUGACUUUGUGUCUUGUGGAUCCCUCAUCAGAUCUGUUCAUGAAGCCUAACGCAAGGUCCUCCCUCCAGGGUGACACAGUGAAGUCAAGUAACAGAUGUGGAGAUGCUUUGGAGAGCUUGAAACAGAAGACUACCUAAUGGCAAUGGGCCAGUAUCAUAAAGCCAAGAUUGAAGAAGACAGAACUGAAUGCCUCCCUCAUUUGCAAAACUUGCCUUAUCUUUCAGUAUCAUCCUGUUUCAGUGGACAGAAAUCAAUCCACCGUAUAUUUGAGCCCUGCUCUUAUAACCAAGUUAAAUUUUGCCUAAAAUAAG